This is a messenger RNA of Plectropomus leopardus (leopard coralgrouper), 2773 nucleotides long. RefSeq names its product LysM, putative peptidoglycan-binding, domain containing 4 (gene lysmd4). Lineage: Eukaryota; Metazoa; Chordata; Actinopteri; Perciformes; Serranidae. The record is from RefSeq and is a predicted model, not a curated record.
CUGUAAUGUUUACAAGUGAAGGCGAAGAGGACUGCUCUGGGAAGGCGGUGUCCUGCCAUACUGUUGCCAAAGCAUUUGGAUAAGGCUGGGCCUUUAAUAUGCGGCGGGGGGAGCACGUUUCUCGGGCUUUCCAGGCCCCGGUGGACGUCCACGCCAGCGCAGACGGCCAAGUAUACAUGUUCAACAGGGGACUCAAUGAGUCUGCAUCCUCAGAUGAUGAGGAGCUCAACGUCAUGGAGAUGAGGCCGCGUGUUUUCCAGGAGCAGGACAGACUGAGGAACGUUGAGCUUCUGGAGCGGGAUGUUUUAGACGGUGACAACCUCAACAAGAUUGCACUUCAGUACGGCUGCAAGGUUGCAGAUAUAAAGCGGCUGAACAACCUAAUGCAGGAACAAGAUUUAUUUGCACUGAAAUCUAUCAAAAUACCCGUUCAGAAACACAGCUUUUUAACGGAGACGUGCACAGACCCUCAAGAAGAAAAGCCACAUUCAGCCACCAGCACACCAGCGAAGCCUCAGGACCGAGCCAGAGCCCAACCACAUCUGCAGGAGGUCACCGACUUUCUAAUGGAGGUGGACAGCGAUAUCGAAAAACUGAUUCAGAGCACAAAUGAUCAAGAGGAGGAUUUCCUGGAUUACUCUGAAAAACAGCAGCGUUUCGGUUUAAAGGGACAGCGGCUGAGCAGUCACGGUGCAGACUGGGGCAUCCAGUGGUGGAACGCUGUAGUCGCCAUGCUCCUGAUAGGCAUCGUCCUGCCAUUAUUUUAUGUAAUUUAUUUCAAAACUAAAGAUAGUGAAGUCGUUUCACCUACAAAUGGUAACGGUGCUUUCAGCCAGUCAUCCAUCUCCUCUUCAAACACCUCGGGCACAGACGCUAGUAUAAGUUGACCUGAGCAUUUUCAAAGACAGUGCAGGCUCAACCAUUUUCAAAACUGCUGCGGUAGCUGAUCUCAGCAGUGAGUGACAAUCCAAAAAAAGCCAAAUUUUGUGAAAAUUUACCUUGUGCAAUACCACCGUGUAUCAGUGAAAUCUACCUUUUAUUUGAUACAAUAACCAAUACUUGAGGCAGAUACUUUCAUGACAGUCAUGAAGUGAAACUACUGCACAUUGUGCUCAUUUUUGUGACAAUGUAGGUCACCAACAUUUCACCAAACAGCUUUUAUAGAUUUCCUGAAGUAGUGCUCUUGAUACUGUUGAUCCUUUGAUUUGAAAAACAGCUAAUGUUUGUCGCAGUAAUAAGUCCUCAGGUGUUUUACUAAAUCUGAGGUACAGAGUGGUGCAGGGAUGAGUCCUAAAAUCCAGAAAUAAGUUAGUAUCGUAGCACUUCUGGUUUCCGUGUCUCAAAAUCAAUGUUUUUUUUUUGUUAGAUGCCUGAAAUAAGGUUUUUACUUGACACGUGCUUAUGAGACUUUAAUGUUUUGUUCUAUAGCAUGAAAUAAGCUAGUAAAUACCCCUCUCAUACAUUUUGAAGCUUUUACAUGACUUAAUAAAAGCUGGUUGCUAACAAGAGACAAGGUAGCUAACUGAGACUACGGAACAUUAUAAUGCCAAACACUUUACAGUUUCGUUGUGGCAGGGAUGUGACAGUAAGGUAGUCAGGUUAUAGCCUAACAUUAGCUUUUUACUUCUGGCAUUUGCAUUUACCUUUUUAAAAAUCCUAAAAGUAAUGUUCAUUUGUGAAGAGUAUCUUGCUUGUUAAUUCAAAAAUAAUUCAAACCCCUAUUGAAAAGUACCAUUGGCUUAUAGUCAAGAGAACCAGGGCCACACUAACUUUCAGGUUGGCCUAUAAAUAAAUGUCACCCCUGCCGCACUCUAUUAAAUGGUUGUGUUGUGAACCUCCUCACAUGAAUGACACAAGCUGAGAGUAAUUGCAAAUGAAAAAUGUAUUUGUCUGGGGAAAAAAACAUCACAUCGCUUUAUUUUAGAGCUAGGCAAUAUGGAGAAAAUCAAAUAUCACAAUAUUCUUGAACACAUACCUCAGUAUCACAUUAUGAUGAUUGCAGGGUUGAUAGUCGGUGCUUUCACAGAAAUGUUUCAUAAGAGUUUUGAUAAAUAAUCGUCAGUGGGUGUAAUUGCUAAGUGGGUAAAGACUAAUAGUAGAGCAGAUACACCAGUCCUGUUAUUUCAGUGAGUUGGUAUCACUUUAUUGCAAUGCAGCCUUUAAAACCAGAAAAAUACAACAUUUAGGAUAUUAUGAUAUUAUGACAAAAUCUAGGACUCAAUCAAUUCUCAUGUCAUGAUAUAAUAUGGACAUAUCGCCCAGCCCUGCUUUAUCAUAACCUGCCUUCCACCAGUGCCUGUUGUCAGUAUAAAUACAUCAGGUGUCAUCAUAUCAGUGUCAUAUACUGGGGACAGACAUCUGAUCCACUACAGUAAUAUUUUUUUAAACUUUUGCCUGAAAAAAUGAUAAAGUGGGAGAAAAGCGCAUCAGGUUGAACUGUGUUUGACAUGGCUUGGAGCGUUAAUUGUAUGCCUUAUUUGAUUUAACUUAUUUGUGUCUGUGUUCAUCUUUGAGUUAUUGCUAUGCACCUCAUGCCUUCUCUCUGAGUCUGAGUACAGUGCUAAAGGUGUCAGUGGUGUUCACAAGGUUUUGCUUUUUGAAAUGACAUGAAGUCAUUUAGAAGUUCUCUGAACUAAGAUAAUAAAAAGUGCCUUAAAGCUUCAUCGUCAGGUUGACAAAGUAUUGCACACUCCAUCUCACACGGUCUGAUGGGCAGUAGGUAGUGAAUUUCUGUGGCUUGUCUAAUGCACUUUUUAAUGUCUGAAGUAUUUUA